Molecule: messenger RNA, 255 nt
Organism: Linum tenue
Lineage: Eukaryota; Viridiplantae; Streptophyta; Magnoliopsida; Malpighiales; Linaceae
Source: the annotation of a GenBank genome assembly
UUUGAAACCCCUAGCUCAAAAACAAUGGCCAUCUCAAGGCUUCUCAUUGCUACCUUCUUCAUCUCCUUCCUCGUCCUCCAGCUCGCCCAGGCUCAUGAUCAUCAGCAAUCCAAGAAGGCCUUCGGAUUAACGGGCUACACCGGUAGCUCUCCAAAACUCGGUGGCUGCGUCCCUACCGGAACCGCCGGUAACUACGACGAGUGUCCUUGCUACGGCACAAUGACCACCCACGGCGGCCACCGCAAGUGCCCUUGA